Molecule: messenger RNA, 3298 nt
Organism: Phalacrocorax carbo (great cormorant)
Lineage: Eukaryota; Metazoa; Chordata; Aves; Suliformes; Phalacrocoracidae
Source: RefSeq, a predicted model, not a curated record
GUGGCUACGGCCCAAACGGCGGGUGGGCGGAGCUACGGCGGUGCUCUUCCGGUCACGUGAGGUGGGCGGCUGAAGCCGCGGUGCGGCGGCGCCAUGGCGGCCCCGUCCGAAACGGAGCGGCUGCUAGGCCGCGGCCCCGGCUACGGCACGACGGAGUCUCCGGCGGUGGCGGAGGAAGAAGAGCUUCGACGCCGCCUCAAAUACUUCUUUAUGAGCCCCUGCGAUAAGUACCGGGCCCGGGGGCGGCGGCCCGUUAAGUUGGGGCUGCAGCUGGCCAAGAUCCUCCUGGUCACCGUUCAGCUCAUCCUCUUUGGGCUCAGCAACCAGAUGGUGGUGACGUUCAAGGAGGAGAACACCAUCGCCUUCAAACACCUCUUCCUGAAGGACUACGUGGACGGCACGGAUGACUCCUACGCCGUCUACACGCAACGUGACCUCUACGACCACAUGUUUUACGCUGUGGAGAAGUAUUUGGUCAUUCCCAACGAGACCAUCGGCCGCUACGCCUACGUGCGGGGGGAGCGGGGAGGGAACCAGUCGGCCCUCAUGCUGUGCCAGCAGUACUAUCGUAAAGGGCGCAUCGAUCCGGCCAACGACACCUUCAACAUCGACCCCAAGAUUGUCACAGACUGCCUGGGACUGGAUCCUCAGGACCCACAGCCUCUGCCCCCGGCGCUCGACCGCAGCUACAAGAACUUCACCCUCAAAUUUCACAAACUCAUCAAUGUCACCAUCCAGUUCAAGCUGAAAGCCAUCAACAUCCAAACCAUCAUCAACAACGAGAUCCCCGACUGCUACACCUUCACCAUCACCAUCACGUUUGACAACAAGGCACACAGCGGCCGGGUGAAAAUCCACCUCGACAACCAGGCUGACAUCAAGGAGUGCAAAGAUCCCAGUGUCUUCGGCCGAGGUGACAACUCCUUCCGGCUGUUCUUUGAUGUCAUCGUCAUCCUCGUCUGCUCGCUCUCCUUCAUCCUCUGCGCUCGCUCCAUCAUCCGGGGCCUGAUGCUGCAGCACGAGUUCAGCCGGUUCUUCCAGCGCCGCUACAACCAGAACGUGUGCUUGUCGGACCGUAUGGAAUUCGUCAACGGCUGGUACAUCCUCCUGGUGAUCAGCGACGUCCUCACUGUGCUGGGAACCAUCAUGAAGAUCGGCAUCGAGUCCAAGAACUUCGCCAGCUACGAUGUUUGCAGCAUCCUCCUGGGCACCUCCACGCUGCUGGUCUGGGUCGGGGUCAUUCGCUACCUCACCUUCUUCCAGAAGUACAACAUCCUCAUCGUCACGCUACGGGUGGCCCUCCCCAACGUCAUCCGCUUCUGCUGCUGCGUGGCCGUCAUCUACCUGGGCUACUGCUUCUGUGGGUGGAUCGUGCUGGGCCCGUACCACGUCAAGUUCCGAUCCCUUUCCAUGGUGUCCGAGUGCCUCUUCUCCCUCAUCAACGGCGAUGACAUGUUUGUUACCUUCGCUGAGAUGCAACAGAACAGCUAUUUGGUGUGGCUCUUCAGCCAGAUCUACCUGUACACCUUCAUCAGCCUCUUCAUCUACAUGGUCCUCAGCCUCUUCAUCGCCCUCAUCACCGGCUCCUACGAGACCAUCAAGCACCAGUGCGAGGGCGAAGCGCCCGUCUCCCAGCUCCACGCCUACAUCGCCCAGUGCAAGGACAGCCCCAAAUCCGGCAAGUACCGUCGCGACAGCGCCUCGUCCUGCUCCAUCUUCUGCUGCUGCGAGCGGGCUUCUCUGCAGGACAACGCGCUGCUGGUGAAUUGAGGGAGGAGCCCUCGGCGCAGACCCUCGGGGGCACGAGGGAGCGGUGCCCCGUGCUCCCCCCUGGACCCGAGCGCUUUUAAUUUAUUUUAUUAUCAGCUUUUACUGGCUCGGGGCCUGGAAGGAGCGGGGAGGGAGGGCGCGCAUGUCUCCUGCACCCGGGGAGUGCUGGAUGGACGCUUGUGGCCCUGUUGUUGUUUCAUGACGGACCUUGGCCUUGCUGCUCCUGAUCCUGAGCUGCAGAGUCCCUCGAGGGCUGAACGUGGGCCUUGCAACCCCUUGGAUGUGUUUUAGGGGGGCAGCUUGGAGUCCUGUGGCCCCACAGAUCUGUUCUGGGAGGGCAGCCUGGAGCCUUGCAACCCCUCGGGUGUGUUUGGGGGGCUCAUCCCGGAGCCCUGCAACCCCUCGGGUGUGUCUGGGGGGCUCAUCCCGGAGCCCUGCAACCCCUCGGGUGUGUUUGGGGGGCUCAUCCCGGAGCCCUGCAACCCCUUGGGUGUGUUUGGGGGGCUCAUCCCGGAGCCCUGCAACCCCUCGGGUGUGUCUGGGGGGCUCAUCCCGGAGCCCUGCAACCCCUCGGGUGUGUCUGGGGGGCUCAUCCCGGAGCCCUGCAACCCCUCGGGUGUGUUUGGGGGGCUCAUCCCAGAGCCCUGCAACCCCUUGGGUGUGUCUGGGGGGCUCAUCCCAGAGCCCUGCAACCCCUCGGGUGUGUUUGGGGGGCUCAUCCCGGAGCCCUGCAACCCCUCGAUGUGCUGGGGAUGUGGCCGAAGCCUCAUCCUAAAGCCCCCUGGUCCCUUGGCUGCAUUGGGGACUCGUCCCCAAGCCCCGUGGCUGUGUCGGGGACUUGUCCCUACCCCGUCCCCGAGCCCUACAGUCCCCUGGCAGUGUCAGAGAUGGGCCUGGGGCUUCGUCCCCGAGCCCCCCGGCCCCUCGGCUGUGCUGGGGACUUGUCCCUGCCCUUGUCCCCAAGCCCUGCGGCAGCAUCAGGGACUCGUCCCCAAGCCCUGCGGCCAGUUCGGGGGCAAUUUCUAGGCACAAAGGGGCUGCAGCAGCUCCCCGUGACCCCCCCCCAGCUCCCCCUGUCCCUCUCCAGCUGGGAUCGGGGCAGCGGGGUGCCUCGGAAGGGGUCCCUCAUGGGGCCGGUGGUUUGGGCAGAGGGCCGCUGUCGUGCCCCAGAGCUGUUUACGUGCUGCGGGACGGGUCAAGGGCAUGUUUUGUAACCAGAGGAGCAGCUGCUCCCGGCUGGAGCGGGGCCAGCGGCCGCUCGCACCAGGCACCGCUGCCUCCGCCUGCCUUGCCGGCACCUAAAAAAGGCCAAAUUUAACCCCAAAUCGAGGGCCCGACAAUGGUGGGGGUGUUUGAUGUUCCUAAUGCCUCUUUCAUUCAUGGACUGAGCUGUGGCUGGUCUCGGCUCGCGUGGGGGUUGCUCGCCCUGGGUUUUGCUCCCUGUUUUGGGUGGUGGGAAGGGAGUUGUGGCCCAGGUGGGGUCCCAGUAGGUGCCCCCAUGGUGGGAGAAUAAAGCGCCCUGGGAGAA